This is a messenger RNA of Fopius arisanus, 5596 nucleotides long. RefSeq names its product tolloid-like protein 1. The record is from RefSeq and is a predicted model, not a curated record. Lineage: Eukaryota; Metazoa; Arthropoda; Insecta; Hymenoptera; Braconidae. The transcript is spliced from 18 exons. The coding region runs from base 404 to 3145 and encodes 913 amino acids. Gene Ontology annotation, molecular function: protein binding. Gene Ontology annotation, cellular component: plasma membrane.
CGUUGUCCAUGGAAAGUCGUCUCGUUCGCGAAGGCCACCCCGACGUCUCCGAAAAUUCCUAGUUCUCGUGGUGGAACGAGGGAUGCAACAACAACUUGAAGGGGACAAAGGGAACUAGAGCGUGCGCAACAAUCUCUUCGUCAUCGGUGAUCACUCGAGCUUCAAUUUAUCGAAGAGAUCAAUCACAUCGUAAACGUCAUGAGAUUUAAUCCCCGGAGAGGACGUCGGUGAAUCUGUCGUGUUCAUUUGCCUCGGGUGGAACAUUCGUAACUGGAGGGAACGCAUGUGCCAACGGAUGUCCAAGGGAUACAGACAUGUCUAACACAGUUUCACGAUGACUUCCCGCGACAGCUUUCCUCGUUCUUCCUGGACCUGGAACAGACACUGACGAUAUGGACACAGUAUGGCUUCGGUACUGUGGCAUGCCUCUGGGAGUAGUUUCGUCUCACCUGUUAUCAUCAUCCUGUUGUUGCUCUACCCUCACUCAAUCGCAGGCCGCGAGGUAAUUGAUGUGCCACUGCCACAGCAAGACUACGUACCAUCCCUACCGCCACCACCACCACCACCGGGACCCAUCACCACUGCCAAAACACCAAGGUGUGACCAAACAUUCGUCAGUAAACCUGGUGGAUCGCAGAAUGGCACCUUUCAUGCACCAACUCUGAUCAAUCCAGAGGGUGAAUCCCAGCAGUGCGUCUACACCUUCCUGGCAGCUCCUCAUCAACGAGUGGAGAUCGUUUUCACUUCCUUUGGUCUUCGAGGCACUCCUCCAGAUGGAGCUGCUGUUGGGGAAUUACCUGCAUGUUUUCACGAGUACAUGGAUGUAUACACGGAGAUACGCUCAGACAAUGCUACCAAGCUGAUAGAGACACCAUUUGGUGGUCGUUAUUGCGGCCCAAUACCACCAAGAAGACGUGUGUCAUUGUAUCAGGGGAUUGCCCUCAGCUUCUUCACCGAUAAGAAUAUAACACAAUCGACUCUCUUCAGCGGUCGUUACUCUUUCAUCAAUGCCUCUGAAUACGAAGUUGGUACACCAGCACCGAGUACACCAUGCUCCUUCGUGGUGAAUUCUACCAUCAAGCGUACUGGGACAAUCCUAUCACCAACGUACCCUGGAACAUACCCGAAAGAUCUCGCGUGCACUUACAAAUUUCUGGGUGAACCUGGCCAGAGGGUGAGACUGGAGUUCCGGGACUUUGAUCUCUUCUACGGAGGCUCACACUGCCCUUUUGAUUACGUGAAGGUGUUCGAUGGCCUCGACAAAUCAGCCCCUGUCAUUGGCACUUACUGCGGUCAACAACGUAAUCUAGUUCUCUACUCAUCACAGGCCAACCUCACUGUGCUUUUUGUCACCCUUCAGCGCAACGCCAACACCCAAAAUCGAGGGUUCAAAGGCAUUUUCGAGUUCUCCGAGAGCUUCGUUAAAUUAGAUUUCAUAAACAAUUCGGGGGGAAUGCACAUACGAGGAUCGGAGUGCGACCAGAAAAUAUUGAGUAUGAAGAAAUCUUCGGGGCACGUUGUCAGCCCCAACUACCCCUAUCCUUACAUACCGAAAGUCGUGUGUCGUUACUUCAUCUAUGGCAUGCAGGACUCUCAGCAUCUCGAACGUGUCCGGCUCGAAUUUCAGGCCUUCGACAUUACAAAAGGAGAAACCAAAGGAGAUUCAGCAUGUACAGACGGUUACUUGAAAAUCUACUUGAAAGGCCAGGAAGCGACAGACUCAUACGAUAAAUUCGAUCACGAGAUGUGCGGUAAUGUAAGCAAUCCGAGCCAAGUAGUUAGUGAUGGACCGCGACUCGUUAUGGUAUUCAGCAGUGGUGAGUCCAAGCAGGGCCGUGGUUUCAAGGCCAACUACAGCUUCGAAACUGAAUACAAAAUUCCUGGGACUCCAGCCCCAGAUGGCAGUUGCAACUUCACGUAUCUGAGCUCUUCCCGGAAAAAGGGGGAAUUCAAUUCCCCCAGGUAUCCGAGCAAUUAUCCAAGUGAUACCAAUUGCACUUAUCUAUUUGUCGCAACGCCCAACGAACAAGUUACACUCGUCUUUGAUCACUUCAAAGUUCGAACGAGGAAUAUUAAUUUAACUGUUGGACAUUAUGGAGCUGAGGAGUGUCAGGACGAUUGGCUGGAGAUCUACAACAUGUACCGGGAUAACACUGAGAAAUUGAUCGGGCGUUAUUGCUGGAUGACAGCGCCAGGUCCAGUGGAAUCGAAUCUUGGUGCUCUCGGGCUCAAAGUUAUUCUCCAUUCGGAUUCAGAACUCGUUUACAGUGGAUUCAAGGCGCGUUACACCUUCGAAGUUACCAAAUCCAUAUUCGGAGACUGUGGUGCUAAUAUCAGUAGUCUCGAGUAUGGAUUGAUAACGAGCCCGAAUUUUCCGGAGAAAUACGACGGCCCACCGAAAUACAUGGCGAGUAAAACGUGCAAUUGGUUCAUCAGUGUACGUCCCAAUCACAGGAUAUUACUCAAUUUUGAAUUGUUUUCUGUCGAGGGAGAGCAGUCAGCGAGAGGCUGUCCAGCGGCUGUUUUACGCAUGUGGUUUUCUCUGGCAUCACCUCCGAUCGAACUCUGUGGUGGAAAACCCACGGAAGUCAGUUGGAGCUACAUGUCAGAUGACAAUAACAUGCGUCUCAGUUUUAUAUCGUCCGACAAGGCAGUGGGUCAACUAGGUUUUCGCGCUGUCUGGACAGAAGUUUCACUCGCAUCUGAAUGCGAGCCCGAUGAAUUUCAUUGUGGAAAGAGCAAAUACUGCAUUGCCGAAACACUUCGUUGCAAUAAUAUCGAUAACUGCGGCCCCGAAGACGGGUCCGACGAGGACAACUGUACAACAAUCGUGCCACCAGUGAGCUACGCUAUUCCAGUAGCUGGUGCAGCAGCAGCUGUUAUCCUGGCUAUGAUAAUCUGUCUCCUGUGCCAUCGCAAGCUCAAACGUCGUCCUCAAGAGGUGCACAUUGAUGAUCUCCAGCAGAGGGUUGAGGAUGUGCGUUACUGCUAUCGUCAUCACAGUUUGCCCCAGCGUACGUCAAGUAUGCACAGCCAUGGGCACACUCACAAUUACAGUGAUCAGUAUCAUCUUGAUCAACCGAGUCCACCCAGCGACAGUGAACACGUCUGCGGGGAGGACAUCAGCAGCCCCGAAAGCCCGUGACCAUUGUGCUUCAUUUUUCGUCGUACUUUACUCAUGAUUGGUGCCCACUCAAUCAUUCAUAUUGCUCACAAAAUAUCUGAUCAACUGAAGAAUUCGAAAACGUGAAAUUUCGGUGAGAUAUUUUAUUAUUUUUCGUUAUCCUCUGGGUUAAAGUAUUUAAUUGCAUAAAUAAUCCCUCAAAUUGAAAAAAAAACACCGUUCAAAUGCGGGGGAAAUAAUAAUAAUUUAAAAUAUCCCCAAAUUAUGUUUAAUUCGGUUUAUUAUGAUUUUUUGGAUUGAACAAAUCGUUGAAGCAAUCUUGUCGCAAUUUUUUUCUCGGCGGUUUUUAACGCGCGUGGGGAAAAAUAGUAGAAAAAAUCCUAUUCGAAAUUUUUCAUGCGCCUUUGCGAAUUGUUUCGGGCAGUAUUAAAAUCGGCGAAUCCACACUUCACUUACGGAUUAACAAAAAAUACGAGGAACAUCUGCUCUUAUCAUCGACGCCUAUAAAUGAACAAAAAUUGCGUAAUUUGUUGUUGUUGUUGUUUGUUUGUUGUUGAUGAUGAAGAGAUAAAAUGAAAAUUGAUGGGGUAAUCGGGCAGGUGAGACAGUGCCACUUCAUAAAGAAUAAUCUAUACAAGUCUGUAUUAAUUGCCAUUGCCAAGUGGGUAAUCACAGCCCGGAGAUUAUUCACUCGUCAUUUGAGACACAGGGGAAAUCAUGAAAUUGAAGAGAGAAUAAUGAGAUGUAAAGACAUUUUGCAUAACUCUUGUAUGUGUAAAUACAUAUACGUAUUAUUACAUAUAUGUGAUACAUAGGAUAGAUAAUUGGCACGCAAUUUAAUGAAACCAUUAGACCAUCAAUCGGAUUUAACAUUAUCGAAAAGAAAUAAUGAAAUAUUAAAUUGUUAACAUCGAAAUAAGGAGAGACAUUACGGAUGAGAAAAAUCACGUGAUUUAUCUGUAGAUGAUUGCAUAAUUUUUGUAAUUGUAAUAAAUGGGAUAGGGAGAAAAAACAUUGUAGGCUGGUACCUGCGAGUCAUCCAAAGAAAUAAAACGCGUCAACUCAAUCUUUUUUAUUGUGAAAAAAAAAACAAAAAAAUAAAUAUGAGCGCGAUAUAUAUUUUGCCAUUACAACGAAAAAUACUGUUCAAAAUAAAAUGCGAUUGAAGAAUAAUUAAACAGUCUAUUUUGCAUUGAAACACGUGACUUUUUUCAUCGCACAUUGCGAUCGCAGCAAUUGUGGGGGCUAUUAAUAAAAUGAAACAUUGUAAAACCGGAAGUUAAGGAUGCAUUUUAGAAAUAAGACGUGUUGGUUUAACAAUUAAGGGUCUACAAGUUAAUAUUUUUUUAAUUUCGUUCUUCGUUCUCGAGUUGAGGGAAUUUCUGUGGUGAAAUGGAAUAAAGAAAAUUUAUUCGAGAAUUUCUCUGGUGAAUCUUUGUACCAUUUUCAUUGAUAAAUUCACGAACGCCCAAGAACGUGAUAGUUUUAUUAUGAAAUAAAUACGAGGCAAUUCCGAUAGCAUUAAAUUUGAUAGUCUGCUAACAAUUUGUAUAGGUAAACAGGGUCCACUCGUCGGAUCUCGCCAUUCAUUAGGUACCAAUUGCAAUGAGUUUGUAGAUUUUUUUUUUUCGUAAAUUACGGAGAAUUUGAGAAUUCACAGGAAUGAGGCUGAAGCGAUUCCAUUAAAAAGUCAUCAACGCACAUAUUAUUCAGGAAUACAUAUAUAAUUUCUGGGCAUCACUAGUGAAUAAACAAAGUAAAAGCUCUCAAAAAUAUAAUGAGUUUCGUGGCCGAUUUUAUCGAUGGAACAAAUCAUUAACUUCUUUUUAUUUCCAAAAAUACUGCCAUUGGGUUAAUCACUCGCUCAUUAUUCCCCCAAGAAUGUCAUCAAAAGCCGAAGGAAAUAUCACGAAUGAAAGAUUCUAAUUGAUUGCCAAUCUUCCAAAUUCUAAAGACAGAACGCAGUAUGUACUGAUAAGAAACUAUUAAAGAGAAAAAUAAUAAUACCAAAAAUGAUAAAAGAAAAAUUGAUAAAUGAUUAUUAUUGUAACGAUAUCCAAGUAUAUGUAUAUUUCAGAUUAAUCGCUGCCAUUGGAGCUAUACCAAAGUAUAUUCUAAACUAUGAUAAAUAAAUUAAAAUAAUCGUACCAUCGACAUUAAUGCACUGAAGAGAUAGUGGAGAGAUAACUAUUGAAUAGGAAAGUGUAAACAUACUAUUUGGAUUAAACUGGUGUUAUUUCUGGUCGAGAUUGAGUGAAAAUGUGACAGCCAUCGGACAACUGAAUUUUUCAGGAUAAAAUGAUGAGUGAAUGAAUGGUAAUAAAACCAAGAGUCGAGGAAAAAUUGAAUUAAUUAUUGAUGAAAUAUAACAGAAAGCUGAACUCCGUUGCUCAUCGCAUUUAAACAUUUUUCUUAAGCGCAAGUUUUCACAUUUUAUAGUGUAAUAAAAAAUGAUAAAUGCAAACUGGUGAA